UUAUGCAAAGUAAAUUUAGGUACCUACUCUUAUUCCAGAGCAGUUAUGAAAGAUAGUUCAAUUUACGGUAUAUUAAUAAUUCAGUCCAUAACAUGGAUUGCAAUAGGAGGAGUUGUACGAAAUAAACUUGGGACAAAUGCAAAUUUUGGUUUUUCAGCGAACUUCCAUUUUCAGUAUAAAUUCUGCAGAUUUGUGUGUCUGAAAAAAUGUUCUUCGGGAGAGAGCACUAAACCUGAAGAAAAACCAGCUCCUGAACCAGAUGAUUAUUAUUGGAGGGAAUAUUAUGGAGUAAUACCACCAGAUGCUUUCAAAAUAGGUUCAUCUGAUCAGAAGCCCCAAACAUAUGUCGGUUUAGUGUUUGAUCCAGAACGCAAUGGUACAUUUGUAACAACAAUCUUCGAUGGAACUAAUUAUGUUUACAACGUUGUGAAAGGAAAGAAAUCGAAGCUUACAGAACACAUACAGAUACUAUGCACUAUGAAACCGGAGAGGCUGAUUUGGAUGGUGUUAAACCCUGAAAUUCUGAAGAAUUUGAAAGACCGAAAGAAUGUUCAAGGUCAUUUUCAUAUCGGAUACAAUGAAAAGACUGGACUUGAAUAUUUCUAUCACUACAUUGUGAAGGAUUCCUCUAAACCAUUCGUAGGAGCUGUUAAUAAAUUUGGAGCUACAAUGGAAUAUGCAAAACUUGAUGGAACUAUUUCUUCAAGUGAUCAACUUCUCUGGCUUAUGUUUAUCACGAAAGAACCCGAGGGCAAGUCUGCCGAAAAAUUAUGCAGCUACACCUAUGAUUUCUCAUUCAAAAUAGGUUCGUACAGAAUUACCAUUAUUUAUUGA
Molecule: messenger RNA, 834 nt
Organism: Coccinella septempunctata (seven-spotted ladybird)
Lineage: Eukaryota; Metazoa; Arthropoda; Insecta; Coleoptera; Coccinellidae
Exons: 3
Coding region: 46-834 (262 amino acids)
Source: RefSeq, a predicted model, not a curated record